Molecule: messenger RNA, 321 nt
Organism: Mesorhabditis spiculigera
Lineage: Eukaryota; Metazoa; Nematoda; Chromadorea; Rhabditida; Rhabditidae
Source: the annotation of a GenBank genome assembly
AUGCACCUCCAACUCGGUUUCGAGCACGUGCUAUUCAACAUCUCGGCAAUCAGCAUUGCCCUUGAUGUGCUCACCUAUUUUCGGUUGAAAUUGAGCGCGAUAUCCACGCACAUCGUCCAGGUGCUACCCACAGUCUUGCUGCAAAAGGACAGAUUCGGUGGCUUCCGUUGGGCUUUAUCACAUUUUGUGACCAUCUACAAUUAUCAUUGGCACACCGUGCAUGCCGUUUCGCAGCUUUUCAUGUCACUAAUCGUCAUUUUUCUCAUGCGCCCAACCGCCGAUGAGAAGCGAGCACAGUACCCGCAAAAGAGCAGGGUUCAA